Molecule: messenger RNA, 942 nt
Organism: Chanos chanos (milkfish)
Lineage: Eukaryota; Metazoa; Chordata; Actinopteri; Gonorynchiformes; Chanidae
Gene: foxg1c
Product: forkhead box G1c
Exons: 1
Coding region: 52-942 (296 amino acids)
Biological process (GO): regulation of transcription by RNA polymerase II
Cellular component (GO): nucleus
Molecular function (GO): DNA-binding transcription factor activity; sequence-specific double-stranded DNA binding
Source: RefSeq, a predicted model, not a curated record
GACACAAAGAUUAAACCCGAGAAGCCGCCUUUCAGUUACAACGCUCUUAUAAUGAUGGCCAUUCGCCAAAGUCCGGAACGACGACUCACUCUUAACGGUAUCUACGAGUUUAUCAUGGGCAACUUUCCAUAUUAUCGGGAAAAUAAACAGGGAUGGCAAAAUUCCAUUAGACACAACCUGAGCCUCAAUAAGUGUUUUGUCAAGGUGCCGCGCCACUACGAUGAUCCAGGAAAAGGCAACUAUUGGAUGCUUGAUCCAUGUAGCGACGACGUGUUCAUAGGUGGCACAACGGGGAAACUUCGACGUCGCUCAACUUCUGCUUCUAGAACAAAGUUAGCUAUGAAAAGAGGCGCACGCCUGACUUCCGCUACAACUACAGGUCUUACAUUCGCAGGAUCUUUUUACUGGCCCGUGUCGCCUUUUUUGGCGUUCCAACAUUCUGCACAUCCAAACUCAAGUGCAAUGCCAUACGGAUCUCACCACAACAACUUUGCCACAUCGGUUCUCUCACAAAGAGCGCACCACAUUGCCACGACGAGUCCAUAUACAGACAGACUUUUCCCAGCUGGCCAGGAGAUUCCCGUCUUUGGGAUUAGCGGUGACCACUGUCGACACCGUCAAGUGUCUGCUAUGACUUCGUUUGCUUCUUCUUCCUUACCUUACCCUUUGUCAUUCCCCAACUCGUGUUCUUUUAAUUUGCUAUCCGGUCAAGCCAGUUACUUCUACUCACACCAGGUACCUCAGACUCUAGAAUUUAGCCCCUGGCCUAAUGAAGAGGCCACCCUGCCCAGAGCAUCUUCAGUGGGACGCUUGAUACCUGGAAAGACCGCCUCUUUAGAUUGUGUUGGAGGGCUUUGUACAGAAUUCCCAAAUUAUUUCUCCACUUUUAACACGACGGGAUCACUGACCACGAUGACAGUUUCUGAUCCGUUAUGUCAUUAA